Messenger RNA from Neoarthrinium moseri, 2517 nucleotides. RefSeq lists its product as uncharacterized. Gene Ontology annotation, biological process: sphingosine biosynthetic process; ceramide catabolic process; long-chain fatty acid biosynthetic process. The transcript is spliced from 2 exons. Gene Ontology annotation, cellular component: extracellular region. Lineage: Eukaryota; Fungi; Ascomycota; Sordariomycetes; Amphisphaeriales; Apiosporaceae. Bases 1 to 2517 code for a protein of 838 amino acids. Gene Ontology annotation, molecular function: N-acylsphingosine amidohydrolase activity. The record is from RefSeq and is a predicted model, not a curated record.
AUGCAUGCCGAGAAGGCCGGCCCUUCUCGUCCUCUCCGAGAUUGCUUCCGCGGCAUCUGGUACCAGCGGAGGAGGAGGACGGAGGAGGCCAUCGAGGAACCAAAGAGAAGGGCAGCCUGUCUGGCGAUUAUGGUUCUCAUCCUGCCCGUCUUGAUCCUUGUUGUUCUGCUGCCCAGUGUGUUCACCCAAAAGUGGACGCCGUGGGCUGGGAUCCGCGGCAGCACCGGGAACACCGGGGAGAAAGCGGGUGCCGGACAGCACAGCCUAACGGGGGAGGGACAUCGGGGGGAUCUGUAUCUCUUGGGUGUUGGAAAGGCCGACAUCACAGGCCCUUGCGUCGAGAUUAAUCUUAUGGGAUAUGCCGACCCCAACCAGAUUGGCACCGGUCUACGUCAGCGGCUCUAUUCGCGAGCAUUCAUCGUUGGUGAUCCAGACAGGCCAUCGGACAGAUUCGUCUACCUCGUGCUGGACACGCAGUCGGGAGAUACGGCUGUGCGCUAUGGCAUCUUGUCUGGCCUGCAGAAGCUGGGUCCGGACUUUGCCGACUAUGGCCACCACAACUUGGCCGUCACCGGGACACAUUCUCACUCUGGGCCCGGUGCCUGGCUGAACUACCUAUUACCCCAGAUCACCAGUAAAGGUUUUGAUAAGCAGAGUUACGAGGCCAUCGUAGAUGGUGCUUUACUGUCUAUCCGCAGAGCGCAUGAAAGUCUUGCCCCCGGAUAUCUAAGCGUCGGGUCAACCAAAGCCUUUGGCGCCAACAUCAACCGCAGUCUCUUUGCGUAUCUGAAUAAUCCCGAGAAAGAGCGAGCACGCUACAACGUCAGUGCUGAGGACGAUGGGUCUGUGGAGAAGGACUUGACCCUGCUCAAGUUUUCACGGGCGUCUGAUGGCCUGAACCUCGGCGUGCUGACUUGGUUUGCGACCCAUGGUACUUCGGUCCUUGGAAACAACACACUGAUCUCGGGCGAUAACAAGGGUGUCGCAGCCUACCUGUUUGAAGAAAGUACCAAGGACGACAAGAAUGCUGACGGGAACUUCGUUGCUGGGUUCUCACAGGCUAAUGUUGGUGACACGAGCCCCAACGUGCUCGGAGCUUGGUGUGAAGAUGGCACUGGGCAGAUGUGCAGCUUUGAGAAUAGCACCUGCAGCGAUGGGAAGACACAGAAGUGUCAUGCUCGAGGGCCCUUCUUCCGUGCGAACGACGAGGGCGCAUCAUCCUGCUUUGAAAUCGGCAAACGCCAGUUUGAGCCCGCGAGGAUGUUAUACGAUCGAGCCGACAAACUGUCUCCGAUCCGUGGACGUUUCGUCAAGUCCUUUCACAACUUUCACAACAUGUCGCAUUUCACCUUUCAACUCCCCAAUGGAACAGAAGUUGAGACCUGCCCCGCCGCGCUGGGAUACUCAUUUGCAGCUGGCACCUCUGACGGCCCUGGGGCAUUUGACUUUACACAACACGACGGCGGCCCAAAUACUACCUCGCCAGUAUGGCAGGUCGUCUCUGGGCUCUUGAAAGCGCCUUCAAAGGAGCAAAAGCAAUGCCACUUUCCCAAGCCUAUUCUUCUUGAUGUUGGCGAAAUGACUUCGCCAUAUCUUUGGACACCCAACGUGGUUGACAUCCAGGUCUUCCGUGUCGGACAGCUGGUUAUAAUUGUUAGUCCAGGCGAGGCAACGACCAUGGCUGGAAGGAGAUGGAAGAACGCCGUCAGCAACGAGAUCAGCACCCUCUUCCUCAACGAGAUGUCAUCCGAGUCUCCCGUUGUCGUACUUGGUGGGCCUGCGAACAGCUACACGCACUAUAUCGCCACGGAAGAAGAAUACGAGAUACAACGAUACGAAGGCGCAAGCACACUGUACGGCCCACAUACAUUGGCCGCCUACAUCAACGUUACACUUUCACUUAUGCCAUACCUGAGUGCGUCUUCCAAUAGGAAAGCGCCUCCCGGACCAAGUCCGCCGGACAAUAGUAACCGCAGCCUCAAUUUCAUCCCGGGUGUGGUCUACGAUAGACCUCCCCUUUUCAAAAGUUUUGGUGAUGUUGUCACAGAUGUGGAAAGUGUCGUCCGCCGAGGCGAGCACGUCUCAGCGGUCUUCGUGGGCGCGAACCCGCGGAAUAACCUGCGUCAGGAGUCCAGCUACGCGGUAGUGGAGAAGCUCGUAACCAACAGUUCCCCGACGCCAGCCACUCAUUCUGGAGCGAGUCAGGAGCUUCUGCGGAAAGGCCGGGAACAGGACGAGCAGACUGCGAGUGACAAUUCCCGAUCCACUUCGACUAUAGAGGAAAGCCUAACCCCAAAACAAUGGCUGCCGGUCCGUGACGAUCGCGACUGGCACCUCGUGUUCCGUUGGCGCCGCACCAGCGAGCUGCUCGCAACUAGUGAGGUUACCAUCACGUGGGAAACGGAAGACUGGGCCGAGCCCGGCACUUAUAGGCUCCGGUACUUUGGCGAUGCCAAAAGCUUGGCCGGGGCCAUUGCUGAAUUCGAGGGGACUAGUGGCGAGUUUGAAGUAGUUUAG